AUGCGAAAGUUGGAAUGGGACGACAUGGGAGUGAAGGUUGAUGGUCGGCAGCUACACCAUUUGCGCUUUGCUGAUGACAUCGUACUGAUAACACCUAGCAUCAGCCAAGCGGAACGAAUGCUGACCGAAUUCGACGAAACAUGUGGAUGCAUCGGUCUUCAGCUGAAUCUACAAAAGACGAUGUUCAUGCGGAACGGAUGGGUCUCGGAUGCCCCAUUCACGCUCAACGGAACGAACAUAUCCGAGUGCACCAGCUACGUUUAUCUGGGUCGGGAACUGAACAUGAUGAACGACCUGACCCCCGAGCUGGGCAGGAGGAGACGAGGGGCUUGGGGAGCGUACAAGAGCAUCGAGGAUGUAGAGAAGAAGACCAGGAACACCCGGCUCCGUGCUCACCUCUUCAACACCACCGUACUUCCUGCAUUGACCUAUGCUUCGGAAACCUGGGCAUUUCGCAAGCAGGAUGAAAACGCGGUGAGCGUCAUUGAACUUCAGAACCAGUCUGUAAUGAUAUGA
Necator americanus (New World hookworm) is the source of this 516-nucleotide messenger RNA. RefSeq lists its product as uncharacterized. NCBI's taxonomy places the organism in Eukaryota, Metazoa, Nematoda, Chromadorea, Rhabditida, Ancylostomatidae. The coding region runs from base 1 to 516 and encodes 171 amino acids. The transcript has a single exon. The record is from RefSeq and is a predicted model, not a curated record.